Messenger RNA from Chrysoperla carnea, 1290 nucleotides. Its product is annotated as zinc finger protein 271-like. The record is from RefSeq and is a predicted model, not a curated record. The transcript is spliced from 4 exons. NCBI's taxonomy places the organism in Eukaryota, Metazoa, Arthropoda, Insecta, Neuroptera, Chrysopidae. The coding region runs from base 1 to 1290 and encodes 429 amino acids.
AUGGCAAAUAAUUUAAAUUUGUUCAUUGAUGGAGAAAAUCCUGUGUGCAUUAAGGAGGAAUGUAUAAAGUUUAAAGGCCAAGAUCCUUUUUAUAAAAUUAAUGAACACGUAAAAAUAGAACAGCAGCGGGUUACAGAACUGGCUAUUAAAGAUGAAGUGCUGGAAUUAGAAGCACUUGUCAAAGAAGAAAAUAAUGAAUUUGAAGGAAAAUCAAAGACAGAUUACAAAGAUCAGAUACACACUGAGUUGAUAAUUAAGGAUGAAGAACCAAAAUCGGAAGAAACUGUUGUAGUUGAACGUAUUAAAAUAAAAUUUGGACAAAAGCCUUAUUCGUGUGAUCUCUGUGAUAAAACAUUUAUCUUUCAAAACAGUUUACUCCAACAUAAACAAGUUCAUAAUUUGGAAAAAUCUUAUUCAUGCGAUGUUUGCAAGAAAGAAUUCAUCAAGGAAAGCAAUUUAAUUGAGCAUGAAAUAACCCAUGCCCCAACUGGAGAAAAUAAUUUUCCUUGCGAUAGUUGUGAUAAAAAAUUCACUGUUAAAUAUGAUUUAGAUAGUUCCAAUUUACAAGUACAUAGACGAGUUCACACGGGCUACAGACCUCAUAAAUGCGAUUUAUGCGAUAAAGCAUUUAUCCACCGAAGUAAUUUAGUUUCCCAUAUUAGAACUACUCACAUUCGAGAAAAAUAUUUUUGUGACAUUUGUGAUAAAGGAUUUAGAGAACAACAGUUGGUUGAAGAAGUGGCUAUUAAAGAUGAAGUAAUAGAAUUAGAAGAAGCAGCUGUCAAAGAAGAAAAUAAUGACACUAAAGAAAAUUUAAAUACAGAUUGCAAAAAUAAUGAUGGGAACUUAAAUACGGAUCAGAUACAUACUGAGAUAAUAAUUAAAGAUGAAGAACCAAAACCAGAAGAAACUGUUGUUGUUGAACGUAUUAAAAUAAAAUUUGGACAAAAGCCUUAUUCAUGUGAUGUCUGUGAUAAAACAUUCAUCUUUCAAAACAGUUUACUCCAACAUAAACAAGUUCAUAAUUUAGAAAAAUCUUAUUCAUGCGAUGUUUGUAAGAAAGUAUUCAUCAAGGAAUGCAAUUUAAUUGAGCAUGAAAUAACCCAUGCCCCAACUGGAGAAAAUAAUUUUUCUUGUGAUAGUUGUGAUAAAAAAUUCACUGUUAAAUAUGAUUUAGAUGUACACAAAUUGAAGCAUACUAACUCUUGUGAAGUUCAUCCUAAAACAUUUAUACAUAAAACUAGUUUAGUUGAACAAGCAAAAAUUCAUAAAAGGAUUAAUUCAACAUGA